GUGCGACAUAUCACAUGAUUCAGCCAUUAUCUGGGAAUAGGUCAAUGUGGACACUCGUGUGACUUGUAUAUAUAAAGAUCAAUUACCAUCACACAAGUUAGUUUGUAAUUCAGCAGAGCAUCGCCAUGUCCAACCGUGUUGUCGUAGACGAUGAUGAUGAUGAAAGAAGUUCUUUGCUCUCCAGAGUCAACCGUCAAGGAUCUGUGAAUAUAGUGUUCAAAGAUGGUCCGAGAGAAAGAAGUGGAUCUUCAUCAGAGAGCAGACCGCUUAUUUCACCGACAGUUAGGAAUAUCAUAAUAGCCGUCCUGAAUGUCAUAACAAACGUCAUGAUGAACGUAUCCCUCCCUAUCUAUGCUGGCACAAUGGACGAAGUUGGAGGAGAUGCAUUUGUUCUGCUCAUGAACACAAGUUUCACAGUAUCAAUUUUAUUUGCGAUAAUGACACUCAUUGUCAAAUAUACCAAGCUCGACCCAAAAGCUAGUCUGCGACCAAAGUCAUCGUGGAAGGUUCUGAUUGCCAUGGGACUGUUCACAACGCUUAAUGGUAUCCUGGUUGUGAAUGCUAGUCCCCCGAACAGAACACCUCCCUAUCUGCAAGGAAUAUUGGCAUCUACUGUGAUACCGUAUACGGUUCUGUGUCGUCUCAUCAUCCUUAGGAAAGGUAUAAGCACUGUAAGAGCAUUGUGCACCUGUGUGGUCCUGGCCGGUCUUUUCAUUACAACAGAGCCCCAGACAUUCGGACUAGAUGGCUCCGGUAAUGGGGACUCGGGCCCUACCCCUUCCGUCUUACAAAGAAUCAUCUGGCCAUUGUGUUUUGCCCUUGGAUUUCUACCUAUUGGGUUGAGUAACGUGUUUUGCGAAAAGGAAUUAAAGAAAGAUGAGUGUGAGUCGCUUGGUUUUAUCACAUGGACAAACGUAUUCCAGUUCGUUACCCUGCUAUUUUUCUUCUGGACCGAUUUUGUGCCAGGAUUUGGAAUGUCCAGUUCGGCUUCAGAAUUUUUCACGAAAUUCGGGAAAGGGUUUUCCUGCCUUUUUAGUUCAGCCACUUCCUGUCGUGGCCUAGCGGGGAAGGCCUGGCUCUUUAACGUAGGGUACGUGUUUGGGAACCUGUUUCAGUUCUUACUGAUACAGUACGCGGAGGGGUCAGUCUUCGCGGUCAUCAUACAGGCAAUGGUCACUCCCAUAGCAACCAUUUUCUGGACACUCUUCUCGUACGAUCAGAAAGCUGACAUUUUCAAAUGGAACCCAGUUAUGAAUACCACUACAGGGUUCACACUGUCUGGUCUGGCAGUUAUCGUACCGGGGGUAUUACUCUACAACUACUUCAGCAGAAAGGAAGCGCAGGCCGCAGCGCGAAGCACAGAUAUUUCUAUUAACGUUGUCAAUUAAAUCAAAUUAAGUCUUAAGUGAACUUCACAAAUCCAAAUCCUCGACAUGCAACGCUGAAUCACGCUUUUAAGAAAGUGUCGUUGCAAAUUGUUGUAAUAAAACAAACCGGGCACAGGAGAUUGAAGGUGUUUCAAUAUGGUCGGAAUUCUCGACUGUCGAACUGUUCGCGUUGUGACUAUAGACUGAUCGUACAGGUAUACAAUCAUUUUGCUUUCAUAGAUUGAUAUAUGGGCACACGUAUAGAGGCUACAAAGAGCAUUCGCGCUAACUUUUGUUCAAAAAGCGCAUCAACCCUGGCAUUCCUCUAAAGUAUGUCACGGAAAUGAAUUAUAAUUUGAACUUUUAAAAAUACAGAUUAAACAAUAACAACACAAUGAACAUGGAUAGAAAUGUAUUUUGAGUCAGAGUAACGAUUUGACGUAAUCAUUUUUGUUGGUUGUAAAAAUGCUUAUUGGAAACUUGCUUGUCUAGAUAAUGACGCGUAUGAUACUACAUUAAAUGAUAAACAUCAUUUGAUAUAGCACCAUAUCUAGCUAAAAUAGGUCACUCUAAAGCGCUUUACAGUACAUAGAUAUUCAAUUAGCAUACACAUUAAUCAAUUCAAUUUUUUGAGGAAUUCUCAGGACCCUUGUGUUUGAGUGUAAUCGAUCCCAUUCAAUCCAAUAUUCAUUUAACGCGUAAUUGCAUAACCGGUGUGGAUUAUUCAUUUUUGUGUAUCAUUACGAUUGUUAAUUUAAGUUUCUGGGUGUUAUUUCUGUCAAAAUAAUUCACGUCAAAAUUUGACAAUAAUGUCAAUAGUUCCGUGUGUAUAAACUGUACUGUACUUUUGUAUUCGUUGUUGUAUGAGAGAAAUAAAAAUCAACGAGGUGUGUGUGUGUGUAUCAUACUAGAAUAGAUAAUGAGGGUGAAAUAAUGUUAAAAAAUAUUUAAGGAAGGUUUUGAAUGUGAAGCUGGGAGAUGGAUACAUGGUUUGUUUAUAGGUGUGAAAUGUGUGUAGCUGUGCUACAGGCCGAUUGUUUGUUUUGUUAUUAUCCUGAGAUAGUAUUUGCAACUCGAAUGUGAAUAAAAAGA
Messenger RNA from Mizuhopecten yessoensis (Yesso scallop), 2459 nucleotides. RefSeq lists its product as uncharacterized. The transcript has 4 exons. The record is from RefSeq and is a predicted model, not a curated record. The coding region runs from base 126 to 1388 and encodes 420 amino acids. NCBI's taxonomy places the organism in Eukaryota, Metazoa, Mollusca, Bivalvia, Pectinida, Pectinidae.